AUGGGUUCUGCUGUAUCGUAUUAUGAUUCUCUUGUUGAGAUUCCUGAAAUGAUGAAUAAUGAUCAAGAAGAAUCAACUGGGGUGAAUUCAAUUUCAAGAGUUUCGUUUCAAGAAUUACCUCCCAAGACACCACUAUUCGAAACUCAAUCUCCCAUUUCCUCUCUAAAACAUCUUUCUCCACCUUCUCCUAGUAACAAGGUUCUCCUCCAACCAAUUCAAAAUCCAUUUCCCCUCAAAGCAAGUUUCGUACAAAAUGAUUCGGCUCCACCAGCUCAACAACCAAUCAGAAGAUACAAAUUCUCAUCAUCACCUAGGUCAACCAUGAAAGAAAAUACUGAUAAGUGUCCUUUCGAACAAGAAAACAAACGAAACCAAAAGAAAAUUCAACUCCCGCCAAUUGAUAUGAAUGAAAUUCCAUCUGUUGUGGUGGAAGUACCAAAUAUCGAACUCACUCUCCCUCCAAUUAAUGUAAAUAACAAUCUACCAACUGUACAAAUUCCAUUACCUUCGAAAUCAGAAGAAAUUGAUUCGAAACUAGACGAAUCAACAAACCAUCAAUCUACAGUUUCGAAUGGGUUCACUGUAGAUGACAAUUACCUCAAGAGAAGAAAAUUAGACGAAUACAUUCACAUGAAACAAUGUAAUGCGAGUGAAGAAAUGUUUCGUCUGCGUCAAUUUCAGUUUCCAAUAUCAAAUAAAUUGGUCAUGCAGUGA
Messenger RNA from Naegleria gruberi, 714 nucleotides. RefSeq lists its product as uncharacterized. The transcript has a single exon. The record is from RefSeq and is a predicted model, not a curated record. Lineage: Eukaryota; Heterolobosea; Eutetramitea; Acrasida; Naegleriidae. The coding region runs from base 1 to 714 and encodes 237 amino acids.